GACUGUGGACGUCAGUACCAGGUAGGUAGCCUGGGCAGAGAGCAGAGGAAGAAGUGGUAGCGACGCGCAUGCAGAGUGUGGCUGUGAAAGCCUCGACGUGGCACUUGGAGACCACGCAAAGCACGGGAGCUCUAAUUGAGCACAGCAGUUUGCAACGUUUCCACCAGGGGGGUAGAACUUCCUGAGUCCUGCGCGUGCGAUUAGCGAGGUGAGCAGAGUCGUGACCUACUGCGCGAUGGCUCCCUCCACCAUCACCCUGGCUAAGGCGACCCACACAGCGCCUGGCCUUGGCGCCCUCACCACCACCACUUCCCCUGCUGCUACCGCGGACAAGGAAAAUAAAGACUACUUGGCAGCUUUGAGAGUCAGCGGUAAAUGGGGCCUCAUUAUGGCAACAGUGAACUUGGUGUAUGGUUAUGUGAUGGUCGCUGCUUACCUCCCUCCUGACCCGCGCCAGGAAGGAUGGGUGCUGAUGCGCUCCCCUCUCCCCACCUACAUUCUCACUGUGUUCUACCUGGCGGUCGUUACAUGGCUCGGUCCAAAGUUUAUGGACGGGAGGAGCUCAGUCUCCGGCCUGCGCCCCAUCAUGGUGGUGUACAACGCCUUUCAAGUGUUGUAUUCUGUGUGGCUGGUUUAUAUGAGUGGAAUGGGUGGCUGGUUCGGGAGCUACAGCCUACGCUGCCAAGCUUGUGACUUCUCCAAUAACCCUAAGGCCAUGACGAUGUUACACGGCAGCUACUGGUACUACGUCUCAAAAUUUGUCGACUUUUUUGAUACCGUGUUCUUCGUGCUGAACAAGAAGUACGAACACAUCUCUGUGCUGCACGUGGUCCACCAUUCCCUCAUGCCGGUUAGCAUGUGGUACGGGGUUCGCUAUCAGCCAGGAGGCAACAGUACUCUCAUGGGUUUCCUCAACUCUAUCGUGCACGUUGUGAUGUACACCUACUACCUGCUGGCGGCCAUGGGUCCUCGCGUGCGGCCUUACUUAUGGUGGAAGAAGUACCUCACCACCCUACAGUUGGUGCAGUUCAGUGCAGUGAUGAUCCAUAUAAUUCAGCUGGCGUUCAUUGACUGCCCACAAGUUCCGGCCAGAGUCUCCCUGUGGGUGUUUGGGAACGCCACCAUGUUUCUCUUCCUAUUCUCGAACUUCUACAAAAAAUCCUACAUAGAAAAAAAGACAAGAAAGCAGCGAAUGGUCACCUCUGUCGCGACCAGUGACAGCCAGAACAGUGUUAGCGCCCUGAAUGAAACGUGCAGCGGUCCCGACGGUAUGACUCGCCUGCGUGUGACCGGCGGCGUGGCUCCCAAGACAAUAGAAGUAGAAGUCUUGGAGGCCUCAAUAACAAGCCACCUGAGAGCUCUUUAGCUGGCAACCCUUCAUAAUUCUGUGAUUGUGUGUGUGUGUGUGUGUGUGUGUGUGUGUGUGUGUGUGUGUGAGAGAGAGAGAGAGAGAGAGAGAGACGGCAUUAACUGUGUUCAGCUCAGAGCAUGACGAGCUAUUAGAGAGUGAGAGAUGCUGUGCGUCAUUCUUUAAUCAAUUACAAUUUACAUUUACAAAAUUACAAUGUAUUAUUAUAUUCCAACGCAAAUAUCUUCCAGUCAAACAAGGACCACCACUCAAUACUCAAAAUGACGUAACAUCCACUUUUAUAUUUGAAGUGAACAAGGGAGAAUAUGUGUGUAAUGCUGUAUACUUUGCCUAGUCUCUGUAAGGCAAAACAUUUAUGGUUAGUGUCAAAUCAACUGUACCACGGCGAUGCACAGGUGAUGGUGUUACUUUGCACGGUACACCUAGGCUACAUGUGAUGGCAUAUCCUAAACAACAAAAGGUCAACGACUCAAUGGAAGACGCUGUAAGUCAAUCUGAAACACCCUUGCACAAACCUUCAAAACGAUCAUUUACGACAAAAUGGAGAAGAAAAGAAAGAAAAAAGAAUUCUCUAGACAGUCCUGAACUAUGACACCAUCAUCAGCAUCAAUCGAGAUUUGAUUUCAUAGGAAAGUGUAUGGUGUUAAUAAUGCUAUGGGAAAGCUGACGCAGAUUCUGCGAUGCCUUAGUGCAACUCGAGCUGCAGAUGAUUACUUUUGUGUGACAGUCUCUCAAGGAACUCCAAGACAUGCCCUCGAUAGCCACCACUGCCACUUCCUGAUCACAAAUCUACACACAAGGACAAAAAGCAUUCCAAAGAAAUACUAAGAAUACCACGGACCUCAUAAAAUGUCAUCAGAAAAAAACGGGAAACAUUAGAAGGUAAUUUUUGCAGACAUCACUCAACACACAAGGACAACACCCUCAAGACAAUAUUAGACGGUCAAUAGAAUAAAGAUUAAUAAAUAAGACAUAGGAUUCUUUGUGAAUCUCGUAUUAAAACAAGAGUAAUUACUGAUUUUUCCAAAAGCAAGAAAAUUUACAUUACUUGUUAAUAGAAAAAAAUAAAAUAGCAAAUGAGUAAUUUAAAAAUAUUGGUUAAUUGUAUUUCGUACUGUUAUCGUUAUUACACCUAAGCCAAGAAGAUAGUGUGUGGCGAUUGGGCAAUAUUUUUGGUAAGUAAACACUCAUAAAAUGCAACUUUUUUACAUUUUAUUAGCCUUUUUGGCUUAGGCAAGUUGUCAGUUGUUUGUGAAAAUAUGCCAGUACUAACAGUGAUGAAAGGUUUGAAAUCAUAUGUACGCAUGUAACAAGUUAGAAUUAAAAUCAUUGCUGUC
This is a messenger RNA of Portunus trituberculatus (swimming crab), 2706 nucleotides long. Its product is annotated as elongation of very long chain fatty acids protein-like. Bases 236 to 1366 code for a protein of 376 amino acids. NCBI's taxonomy places the organism in Eukaryota, Metazoa, Arthropoda, Malacostraca, Decapoda, Portunidae. Gene Ontology annotation, biological process: fatty acid elongation, saturated fatty acid; fatty acid elongation, polyunsaturated fatty acid; sphingolipid biosynthetic process. The transcript has 9 exons. Gene Ontology annotation, cellular component: endoplasmic reticulum membrane. The record is from RefSeq and is a predicted model, not a curated record. Gene Ontology annotation, molecular function: fatty acid elongase activity.